AUGUCGGCGAACCCGACCCAGACGCAGCAUGCGUCCCAGGGUUUCCCGUCCAGAAUUGCCGGACUGUCGGAGAGGCUAUCGACUCUUGAGCAUGUUGUUUCCUACCCUUCAAGUGCUGCAGCCACCUCUUCACAGAGCUAUGCUCGAUCCCAAGCUGGGAAAUCAAAUAGUGCCAGAACAGAUCAGCCCAUAUCGUCUCAUGUUCCAGCUACUGUUAUCUGGAAUCUGAAUUCCGUGAAACGGGAAACUCCUUGUCAGAGGGUCUCCGAGUCUCCAGCUGUGAGCGAGGACACGCCUAUUCACCAAGUCAGCGAGGCACGACGGUCAAUCCAACAGGAAUUGCAGAAUAGCAAUCAUCUAUCUCCCCAGAGGCGUACGGUUCUGGAGAACGCCUUAUUGCUGGUCAACAAGAUAUCCGCAUCUUCCACAGAGCCUAAGGUUUUCAGUGGGAACCCGAGAUGUGCAGACGACCAUGACGCAUCUGUCCGGGAAGAGUUCUCUUUAGAAGUGUACCUUAUGAUGUCUAUGGAUAUGUCAUUACAUCAGCACUCCGCUCAGAGACACUUCUACUGGCCCGACCAUAUAUCGAUCAGAUGCCUAGAGCACAUGAGCCUCUCGCUUGCAGAGGGCAAACUAGAUCGGCAGACAUCUCUGCAUUAUCAGGUUUGCGUUUACACCAAAGCACUGUUCUUUCUCGCCCGCGUACCGCAGCAGCGCUUGGGCGGGCGGCUCCGCACACACGUCAAAAAGACCCAAGAGAGAUACGCGUCCGCGGCUUUGCGGGCAUUGGAUCAGAUAAAUUUUGUUGGUACAUAUUCUAUCACUCUGGUUCAGGCCUUACUUUCGGGUGCACUUCUGCACCAAAUGCAGGGAUAUCCAACUCGAGGCUGGACUCUCACGGCGUUCGCUUCGCAAAUACUUGUCGCCAUGAACUAUCAUACAAUCAGAGACGAUACUCCAGUUCGUUGUCAGGAGGAUCAAGAUGCUCGUUUCUGUCUUUUUUCUUGCUUCUACCUUGACAAAAUGCUGAGCAUGCUUCUGCUUCGCCCCCCUUCAUUGCCAAGGCUGAAACUCAACCCAGCGUCACUAAUUCCGAUGGAAAGUGGCGCUCUCAGUCUGAUUGUCAAAACAGUGGUUGAGCUUGCUCAGAUUCAAGAAGCUGCAAUGGAGGUAGUCCAUAGGAAUCAUGGCCUCAGUGAUAUCAGCGACGUGGACACAACCCUUGACGCAGCCAUACAAAAUCUCGCUUCUUUGCGAGGCGUGAUUGACGAGCGAUGCCGUGAUUCUAGUCCUGCUUUACAGGUGGAAUGGAUUGCAACUGAGUUCCGAUAUCAUGCCAUUAUGGCAACAUUACUACACCUUAGCCCUAGGGUGCAAGCUCAACCUCAGGCUCGCGAAGAAUGCCUAGUACAAGCCCGCCACGCCUUCCAGGCCUUGAGACGACUACACAAAUUACUCAACGAGGAUGAUAGCUUUGUCGGUACCUAUUCAAUGUUUUUAUCAUGGUGGGCAUCCUAUUCUCACUCUAUAUCUGACUUGACUCUGAAAGAGUUAAUCACUAGGACCGUGCUUUUCUAUCCCAUGACUCCAUUUUACCUCUUGUUCUGCAAUGUGGUCGGAACCUCUAAUACGGACGACUACCAACUUAUGCAUGAAACUACUAGAGGGCUGCAUCGAUUUAUAAACACCAAUCCUUCUAUCUCCAAACUAUACCACUUGUUUACUACGUUUCUCAACUUAUGCGAUCCGCUUAUGCAAGGAGACGGCAGCGCUAACACGAUGACUAUGCCACUUGACGAGACUAACUUGUCUACGAUGCCAUCGAGUUCAGAAGCGGAAGUGAGUAUUCCGCAGAUUGAUGCUGAUAAUUACUUUUACGAUAGCGCAACUCGCAUUGGUAAUGUCGAUGACGGGGCCAUAGAUCCAAAUAUGGUAUCAUCUUGGAACAACGCGCAGAUGUGGGAGUUAUUCGGCGUCCAGUCUUCCCUUGAGUGGGUAGAUUCUGAGGUUUCUCACGCCAUGCCGGAGCGCUACCAAUAG
Aspergillus tubingensis is the source of this 2040-nucleotide messenger RNA. Its product is annotated as fungal specific transcription factor domain-containing protein. Gene Ontology annotation, biological process: DNA-templated transcription. The coding region runs from base 1 to 2040 and encodes 679 amino acids. Gene Ontology annotation, molecular function: DNA binding; zinc ion binding. Lineage: Eukaryota; Fungi; Ascomycota; Eurotiomycetes; Eurotiales; Aspergillaceae. The transcript is spliced from 5 exons. The record is from RefSeq and is a predicted model, not a curated record.